AUGGCCGGCGCGAUGGCCGCGCACGCGCGCUGCGCCAUGGUCAGGGAUUUACACCGGGUGACGUCCGAGGAGCAAUUAUUCGCCUCCGCGUAUAACGCGUCGCCUCCCACCGCGCAGGGCGCGGGCGUGAAGUGGGCGCUGCGCGGGUACCUCCCUCCGAAGCACCUGCGGAUCCCGGGGAUCGACUACGGCGUUCCGGAGGACAGCGCGAUGACGAUGUUCGGCGGGGACAUCUCCCCGAGCGUCGUGGGAAGGGAGAGCAUCAGUGACCUGCUCGCGGGGUGCUUCGCGGCCGCGCAGAGCGGCGUCGACGCGGACGCCGUCAUGGACGAAGACGGCGUCAGCGAGGUGACAGGUGCGCGGAGGGAGUUUCAUUCCCGUUUUCUCGCCGUCGUCGCGCGACGCGACGGGAGGUCGUUCGAGGGCGUUUCGAGGGGCGCGCGCGCGACGACGGACGGCGCCGCGCGCGGCGCGGACGCGCGGCGCAUCUUGUCGAUACGGUCGCUGCUGACGAUGCAUUGCGUUUUUCCCCUCCUCUUCGUUUCGCUGACUCCCCCGCCGUCUCCCUACCCUCUUCCUCCGUCGCAGUGA
Micromonas pusilla CCMP1545 is the source of this 591-nucleotide messenger RNA. RefSeq lists its product as uncharacterized. The record is from RefSeq and is a predicted model, not a curated record. NCBI's taxonomy places the organism in Eukaryota, Viridiplantae, Chlorophyta, Mamiellophyceae, Mamiellales, Mamiellaceae. The transcript has a single exon. Bases 1 to 591 code for a protein of 196 amino acids.